AUAUUUUGCCACUAUUAAGUUAUUUAUUUGCGGUCGAUAUACAAUUCAGCAGAAACAUUCUGUAAAAUUUAUUGGUUUGCUUUACUAAGCAAUUUAAACAAAAUUUAGUGAUUUUGUAAGCCAAGUAGUUUACAAUGGCAAAUCUUGGACAAUUCAAUGGCCUUGGACUUUCUACAUAUUUAUUGAAAAAACUCCAUCGCAAAUGUAUUACCACAAAAUAUGAGUUGUUCAUUACUAGCAAUUCAGAGUUAAUAGAAAUCACAGGUUUGCCGGAAGCCGCUAUAUUGGAAAUGAAAGAAAAAUUGGGUGAGGAUUAUUUCCCGCAACAACAAUGUAUUUGGCAUAAACAGAAUACGCGAACUAAAGUAUACAAUACUGGUAUCGAAAACUUCGAUAUGCUCACGGCUAAAACACCACUCAGAACUGGUAGUGUAUGGGAAAUAUGCGGAAAGUCAGGCGUUGGGAAAACGCAACUAUGCCAUACAAUCGCCGUAAAUUUUGCAACCAAAUCACAAGGGACAGUCCUGUAUUUGGAUACCAAGACUGACUUCUCGGGUUCACGCAUUAUGGAAAUGCUGCGCUGUCGAAAUGUACUCAAUAACGAUUGCGGCCGAAUAAUGCAAAAUAUUUUGGUGGAGCGUACAAGUUCUGCUGAAGGCGUAUGUAAUAUAUUGGAAAAACUGCACAUGCAAUUGAUGGCUGACGAAAAUGCUGAAGGAAGUAACGUAAAAUUAGUUAUAAUUGAUGCACUACCGGCCGUAUUUUUCACAUAUCGCAAUGAAGCAGAUCGAUUGAAAGGAAAAUAUUUGUUGGCGACAUUGAACAACUUGGUAUACAAGCUAUCGAAGGAGCAUCAUGUCGCUUUUAUUUAUGUAAAUUUAUUGGUGAAUACUGACGAAGAUCAACUAAUAGCCGAAGGCACAGAUGUGGCCGAAAAUGACGCAAAUGUUAAUGAGAUUACUGCCUCACCUAGUCUGAUAGGCAGCAAAAGCAUGCGUCCUGCAUUAGGUGAAUACUGGAAUCGAGCACCGCGUCUACGUCUAUCACUGGAAAUGCCUACAGAAGCUUCUCACAACACGAAUGAGCGCAUAUUAAGAAUAGUAAAAAGUUGUUUCACUGCUGUUAAUGGAGUGUGUACUCUACGUAUCACUUCUGCUGGAGUUUUAUGAUUUGAAGAUAUUAAAAACGCACGAGCUAGACAUCUUCCAAAUGAUACAAUAGUUUAAAUAGUUUUUAAUCCCAAAUGAUAAAACAUAUUUUACGAGCAACUUAUUUGCUUGCCAAACAUAAGGUUCCUACAGUACCAACUUAAAUUUGUGUGCGUGCGUCAACACAUGUACAACAUAACCAAAGCAUGAUCCAAAUUACUGCGACUUGCAAAUAGGAAUUCAAUAAAACUUAAUUUUUUUUUGCAA
Anastrepha ludens (Mexican fruit fly) is the source of this 1415-nucleotide messenger RNA. It is a transcript of the gene Rad51D, whose product is annotated as DNA repair protein RAD51 homolog 4. Gene Ontology annotation, molecular function: ATP-dependent DNA damage sensor activity; single-stranded DNA binding; four-way junction DNA binding. Lineage: Eukaryota; Metazoa; Arthropoda; Insecta; Diptera; Tephritidae. Gene Ontology annotation, biological process: double-strand break repair via homologous recombination; telomere maintenance; DNA strand invasion. The transcript is spliced from 4 exons. The record is from RefSeq and is a predicted model, not a curated record. Gene Ontology annotation, cellular component: replication fork; centrosome; Rad51B-Rad51C-Rad51D-XRCC2 complex. The coding region runs from base 135 to 1169 and encodes 344 amino acids.